AUGCCAGUUAUCUCUCGUCGAUGUGCGCAUACCGAUGUAAGUAUACCAAAUUUUGAUGCAUAUCGCUCAAAAUCAGCCUUAGAUAGCUCAAAAGCUGCCAGAGAAAGUGAAGAUAUACGAAGGGCUACUCCUCAAGGAAUUUUUUAUGGCGUUGGUGGAGCUAUUGCUUUAUUGGCAGCGAAAGAAAUCGUUCAGAAAACUGUCAUCUUUAAAUCUAUGGCAGCCGAUCAGUUAGCACUUGCUUCGACCGAAAUUAAUUUGGAUGAAGUCCCACUGGGACAGACGAAAACAUUUGAGUGGCAAGGAAAACCUGUUUUUGUUAAACAUCGAACUGAAGAUGAAAUAAAACGUGAGAAAGAAGUGGUAGUAAGCGAAUUGCGAGAUCCUGAACAUGAUGACCAGCGGGUGCAGAAAGAUGAAUGGUCAGUGGUCAUCGGUAUAUGCACACAUCUCGGGUGUGUACCGAUAGCUAAUGCCGGUGAUUUUGGUGGAUAUUAUUGCCCAUGCCACGGAUCUCAUUAUGAUGGUUCAGGUCGAAUUCGAAGAGGUCCAGCACCUCUCAAUCUAGAAGUCCCGAAAUAUAAAUUCAAAGAUAAUUCAUUAAUUAUUGGAUAA
Messenger RNA from Dracunculus medinensis (Guinea worm), 615 nucleotides. The record is from the annotation of a GenBank genome assembly. Lineage: Eukaryota; Metazoa; Nematoda; Chromadorea; Rhabditida; Dracunculidae.